CGCUUCUGCUCCCGAAGGGGCUCGACGGUGCCGCGUUUCGGGACUUGAUUCCGAACCGUGGCCGAGGCCCGAUUAGCCCGUCCGACAGCGCUCGGGCACUUUCGGACAGGAGGAGGCGGAGAGCCGAGGCUCGCUCGUGAGGAUCCUUGCUCGGGAGCGUUCGGCUCCGCUCGGCUCCUCCUCGGGCGGGCUCGGCUCCCGCGGGCGGCGGGUGCAGGCAGAGCCUGCAGCGCAAGGUUCUCUAGGCCGGGUCGCGCUGCGUCGGAGGCCGGCGGAGUCGGUCUCACAGUAGGGGACCCUGUUGUCUGGGGACCACGGCCGGCGCGGCCUUCUAGGCCCUGAGGAGGGCUAGCGCAGAGCCUCUCGGAAACCCUCGUGCGGCCUCGGACCAAUUCGGACCGACUCGGCUCCGCACUUCGGACCACUUCGGCCCCCCUCGUUUCCGGACUCUAGGCCUCGGCUCGGCUCGACUCGACAGGGCCUCUUCGUGCUGGUUCGGCCCCUGUUCGGGCAGCCCCGGCUCGGCUUGGCGGCCGGCUUCGGGCGGGCUCGGCUCAGCUCGGCUCGGUUCGGGCAGCCCUCCUCGGUCGAGCUCGGCCCGGCUCGGCCCGGCUCGGGCGGCCUCCUCGGGCAGCGCGCUUCGGGCUCCGUCCCGGCCUUCGGGCGGCCCCGGCCGGCGCCUUCGGGCGGGCUCGGCGGAGUCCGGAUGGAGGACUCGGACUCGGCCGCCAAGCAGCUGGGCCUGGCCGAGGCGGCGGCGGUGGCGGCCGCGGCCGCUGUGGCGGCGGCGGCCGCGGCCGCGGCGGGAGGCGAGGCGGAGGAGCCGGUGCUCAGCAGGGACGAGGACUCGGAGGAGGACGGAGACUCGGAGGCGGAGCGUGAGACGCGGCGGGUGACGGCCGUGGCGGUGAUGGCCGCCGAGCCCGGGCACAUGGACAUGGGCGCCGAGGCCCUGCCCGGCCCCGACGAGGCCGCCGCGGCCGCCGCCUUCGCAGAGGUGACCACCGUGACAGUGGCCAACGUGAGCGCCUCGGCGGACAACGUCUUCACCACAUCGGUGGCGAACGCCGCCUCGCUCUCGGGCCACGUGCUGUCGGGCAGGACAGCCCUUCAGAUCGGGGACAGUCUGAACACCGAGAAGGCCACGCUGAUCGUCGUGCACACGGACGGGAGCAUCGUGGAGACUGCCGGGCUGAAGGCACCCGCUGCCCCUCUCACCCCCGGCCCUCAGUCUCCUCCGACUCCUCUGGCUCCCGGCCAAGAGAAAGGUGGAACUAAGUACAACUGGGACCCAUCGGUGUAUGACAGUGAGCUGCCUGUGCGCUGUCGGAACAUCAGUGGCACCUUGUAUAAGAGCAGGCUCGGCUCAGGAGGCCGGGGGCGCUGCAUUAAGCAGGGGGAGAACUGGUACAGCCCUACCGAGUUUGAAGCCAUGGCAGGAAGGGCCAGCAGCAAAGACUGGAAGAGAAGCAUCCGCUACGCGGGGCGGCCGCUGCAGUGCCUCAUCCAGGACGGGAUCCUAAACCCUCAUGCCGCCUCCUGCACCUGUGCCGCCUGCUGUGAUGACAUGACCCUGAGUGGGCCCGUCAGGCUCUUCGUCCCCUACAAGAGGCGCAAGAAGGAGAGCGAGCUGCCCGCCACGCCCGUCAAGAAGGACGCCCCCAAGAACAUCACCCUGCUUCCCGCCGCAGCCGCCACCACCUUCACCGUGACCCCCUCAGGACAGAUCACUACCUCUGGCGCGCUGACCUUCGACCGGGCGUCCACCGUGGAGGCCACCGCGGUCAUCUCGGAGAGUCCGGCCCAGGGCGACGUCUUCGCGGGAGCCACAGUACAAGAGGCAGGCGUGCAGCCCCCAUGCAGGGUCGGCCACCCGGAGCCCCACUACCCAGGGUAUCAGGACAGCUGUCAGAUUGCACCGUUCCCGGAGGCCGCGUUGCCAACGUCUCAUCCCAAAAUAGUGUUGACAUCCUUGCCUGCCCUGGCGGUGCCGCCCUCCACCCCCACCAAAACCGUGUCUCCCGCUGUGGUCAGUGGGCUGGAGAUGUCGGAACAGCGGAGCUGGCUGUACCUGGAGGAGAUGGUCAAUUCCUUGCUCAGCACCGCGCAGCAGCUGAAGACGUUGUUUGAACAGGCCAAGCAGGCCAGCUCCUACCGAGAAGCCGCCGCGGCCCAGGCCAGAGUCCAGGCGGAUGCAGAGCGGAAAGAGGAAAAGCCCACAGUCACGGCCAGGCUCACCCCACAUUUAAGGGUCCAGAAGCUGAUUUCCUGUUGUGCAGAACUUCCCCCUCGACCCACCGUGGGACACGUGCUGACGUGCGUGUCCGUCGGGUCAGCCAGGAGCGUCUGCCGCAGCUGGAUCGCUGAGGUCCCCACCAUGAAAGCAGUUCUGUGUCAACUGCGGCCGGGAGGCCCUGAGCGAGUGCACCGGCUGCCACAAGGUCAACUACUGCUCUACCUUCUGCCAGCGCAAGGACUGGAAGGACCACCAGCACGUGUGUGGCCGGUCGGCGGCCGUCACCGCGCAGGGGGACGACGUCCACGUCGCCGAGGCUGUGAUCGAGAAGGUCACCGUGUGAGCGCCUGUGGGGCCUCUGUGGCCAGGAAGGACCCUCGAGGACGGGGGCGCUGAGGACGAGGAGGAACUUGCUGGCCAAGUUAUGAGUGGACGUCGCGUGAGCGGCGCCCUUGGCGGUGCGCUCCUGCCGCCAAGCCCCGAAGCGGGGCGGGGGCGCGGGCCUCUCCGGGGCGGCCAGUGGACGCGGCCUGGGCCCUGGAUGCCUGCUCACGGUGCUUUUUUUAUCCCUUGGAUCAUGAGCGUCCGGUCUUCCCUACGGGUGUGUCGUGUUCUGUAACACGCGUGUACAUACAUGUGUCUGUCAGUAAAGUUGGCGCCCCUGCCCCACGCGGACUGGUGACUCCAAGCUCCGACCGCCCCGAGGCCCGGGGGCCUGGUCGUGCAGUUCGGAAGCCGAGACCAGACGGGGCCCAGCCCGGCGGGACGGGAGGCCGGCACCUGCUGCCCAGGAGCUGGGGCGCCAGAGCUGCCAGCCGGGAAGGCCGAGCCGCCGUCCAGUCUCGGGGAUGGCUCGGCGUCCGGACGUGCCACCUUCCCUUUGCACAGAGCGCGCCCGGGACCCCUGGGGACCCUCCCAGGGUGGCUCCUGCCUGCGCCCGGCUAUGCUAGCCCAGCUCCCACGGGCUGGGGGCCUCGUCCCUGCCCUUCCCGGUGCCCUGCCCAGCCUGUCUCCAAGCCUGGGUUCCAGGAAAGCCUGCGCUGCCCCAUCUUCUGUGCACUGAGAAGUGGACUUUGACCCCGACGCUCGCCUCACUGUUCCGUCUCGUUCACACCUCCGGCCCCGCACCUCCCGGCUCCUGCUUCCAGAAGGUUCUUCAUAGCACACGGAGACUUGCCUUUUGGGCCACGGGCUCCCCGGUGAGCCGAGGGGGUGGCACCCACGCCCAUCCCCCCGCGCCCAGCCUGGCUCCAGGUGGGGGAGGACCUGCCCCCAGAAGCCCCUCUGCCUCCGUUCCAUCGGCCUCUGCGGACUAAGCGGGUUUAUUUGGGUUUUAUUUGUUUUGUCGUCCCGCCUCUCCACCACCUUGGGGAAGUCCAGGCCCGGCCCCUGGGGUUUGCACAGCAUGAAGGUGGUGGGAAGUGAGGACCAGGGGUGGGGGCCACGUCGGCCUCAGCAGAAGGGGCUGCACCCCCAGAAGGAACCCCCCAAACCUGAAAAGGCUAAAAUGGCGACUUAGGUGGGCAGCGCCCACGGGGAAAGGCUUCCAGGUCCCUCCCUGGCGUCCAGCUCCAGGCAGCGGCCUCCCUGUGAGCAGAUUCGGCGGCCUCGGGACCAGGCCCUGCAGGGAAGCCAUCCUGGGUGAGGGUUUCCUGGGAUCGGGGGUGGCUUCUCCUCCCCUUCUCCUUAAAGUAGAAGCCUGGGGACCGCACGUGUUGGGGGCAGUUUUCCAAAGUGUAUCGUUUCUAAGCCUUUGAAGCUAUCUCUGCAUCACCCCGGACAUCAGGAGGCUUCUGGAAAUUGCCAUCCAGGCGCCAAGGGUGCGUUGACACCCUCAGUUCUGUGUCAGCACUUGCGAUG
Molecule: messenger RNA, 4097 nt
Organism: Balaenoptera musculus (blue whale)
Lineage: Eukaryota; Metazoa; Chordata; Mammalia; Artiodactyla; Balaenopteridae
Gene: DEAF1
Product: DEAF1 transcription factor
Exons: 13
Coding region: 707-2632 (641 amino acids)
Biological process (GO): regulation of transcription by RNA polymerase II
Cellular component (GO): nucleus
Molecular function (GO): DNA binding; DNA-binding transcription factor activity, RNA polymerase II-specific
Source: RefSeq, a predicted model, not a curated record